Molecule: messenger RNA, 432 nt
Organism: Melampsora larici-populina 98AG31
Lineage: Eukaryota; Fungi; Basidiomycota; Pucciniomycetes; Pucciniales; Melampsoraceae
Exons: 2
Coding region: 1-432 (143 amino acids)
Molecular function (GO): oxidoreductase activity
Source: RefSeq, a predicted model, not a curated record
AUGAGACUUCGAUGUGACCUAUCUUUCGCCCUGAUAAAUCUUCUUGCAAUUGUAUAUCCGACAUAUCAAGCCAGUCCGGGACGGCAAUCUUGCAGCUCUAUCCGGAAAAGAUUGGAAUGGAGAAGCUUGUCUCAAGAGGCCCGGAUAUCUUACAUCAAAGCCGUGAAGUGUUUGGCGACCAAGCCUUCGCGUCUUGGUAAAAACUUUAAUCUUCGUCGAUACGAUGAUUUCCAAUAUGUGCACUCGAACUCGCAGGGUCAAAUACACUUUGUGGCCCAAUUUCUGCCGUGGCACCGACAGUUCAUAUAUAUUUACGAAAAGGAGUUGAAUUCUUGUGGUUACUCUGGUGCUUUGCCACAUUGGAACUGGGUUUUGGACGCAAAAAAUGUCACCACUGCGCCAGUGUGGUCAUCUGACUCAAAGGUGCGAUGA